Molecule: messenger RNA, 2643 nt
Organism: Pleuronectes platessa (European plaice)
Lineage: Eukaryota; Metazoa; Chordata; Actinopteri; Pleuronectiformes; Pleuronectidae
Product: calcium/calmodulin-dependent protein kinase type 1D
Exons: 11
Coding region: 16-1332 (438 amino acids)
Biological process (GO): peptidyl-serine phosphorylation
Cellular component (GO): intracellular anatomical structure
Molecular function (GO): calmodulin binding; ATP binding; calcium/calmodulin-dependent protein kinase activity
Source: RefSeq, a predicted model, not a curated record
AACAUCAGAGUCAAGAUGGGGCGGAAGGAUAUCAUCUGCAGCUGGAAGAAAAGCAUCAGUAACAUCAAGGAUGUCUUUGACUUCAAGGGGAAAAUGGGAUCUGGGUCAUUUUCAGAGGUUUUUAUGGUGAGAGAAAAGACAACGGGGAACCUGUAUGCCCUGAAAUGUCUGAAGAAAAAGCACCUUGUUCAUAGCAACCUGGAAAAUGAAAUCAAUGUACUAAGAAGAAUAACACAUGAAAAUGUGGUGGGAUUGGAGGAUUUCUAUGAGACUCGAACACACUAUUACCUGGUCCUGCAACUGGUGUCAGGCGGGGAGCUUUUUGAUCGAAUUUUAGACAAGGGAGUUUACACCGAGAAGGAUGCAAGCACAGUGAUCACACAGGUGCUGCAGGCUGUCAGCUACCUACAUGAAAACAGCAUUGUACACAGAGACCUCAAGCCUGAAAACCUGCUGUACUAUAACACGGACAAGAAUGCUAAGAUCAUGGUCAGUGACUUUGGUCUGUCUAAGACGUUAGAGCAUGGUGUCAUGUCCACAGCUUGUGGGACACCAGGAUAUGUUGCUCCUGAGGUUCUGGCACAGAAACCCUACAGCAAAGCAGUGGACUGCUGGUCCAUUGGAGUCAUCACAUACAUUCUGCUCUGCGGCUACCCUCCAUUCUUUGAAGAGAAUGAAACUCGUCUGUUUUCAAAGAUCAGAAGAGCUGAGUAUGCUUUUCAUUCACCAUUCUGGGACGACAUCUCUGAGUCAGCUAAAGACUUUAUCAGGAAUAUGAUGGAGAAAAACCCCACCAAGCGCUUCACCACUGAACAGGCAAUCAGACACCCCUGGAUUUCAGGAGAUACAGCUAAAGACCUGGACAUCUAUCAGUCUGUCUGUGAACAGAUGGAGAGAAACUUUGCCAAAUCCAAGUGGAAGCAAGCCUUCAAUGCAACCUCAGUAAUCCAUCACAUGAAGAAACUGCAGGGGUCCCACAGUGGUUCCUCCCCUUCACCCCUCUCCAUGCCAAAUAUCAUACUGCAGUCCUCCUCCCAGGAUGAUCUAAAGGUCCUAGGACCCUGCCACGAUGAGGCAGCUGCCCUUGACCCCAACGGGAAUCCUGAUGCCACUCAUCUAUCCUGCAGUCAUCCUGAGUCAGGCAGGGGUCUGUGUCCACCAUUGAGACCCAGUCACAGAGAGCCCUGUGACGCCCUCACCGUCGAGGAGUCAAGAGAAGUCCAUACCUUUAAGUCAACGAGCGACGCCUCUCUCAGGUCGUCCAGGAGCGUGGAUGCUGUGGCUCAGAGGAAGGACCAGCCACUCCAGUCUGGAGUCUGCUCCCUCAUGUGAUUGGCUGGUUAACCAGAAAUUAAUCUCAGUGGAACCGUCUUGGUGUGAAGGUGUCGACACAUCUGGUGUUGAGUGUUUUCAUGUCUGUUGUGGUUCCCUGCUGCAGAAGCAGACACAUGCUGUGUUUUUAUCACAGAAAACACUUCCACAUGGAAUGACUGCUUGCAGUGAACAUCAAAUACAAACAGAUAUAAGCUGGAAUUCAUCACUUAGCUUUUAGACAAACUCCUGUAGCAGAGAUGAUGUUUAUUUUCUUAAAAUAAUUAUUAAUUGUAUGAUACUGCCAUCAAAAUUUAUUUAUUUUCAGUAGCUAUAGGGGACAUAUGCAUUUUUUCAGAGCUUUUUCAGUAAUCACUAAAUUGGUAUUUUCUGCUUUACACCAUAAUACAAUCUGUAAAUGUACCUUUAACCGCUGGACAGUUGGGUCCUUUCUGUCAGUUUUUAAUGCCACAGUCGUGGUUGGAUACAGUAUGUUUUCAGGUUGUCUCUCUGUCUAUCCAAUUAUCAUGAACCCAAUGGUUCAGAAACCUCUGAAGGGAGUCUUUUUUGACAAUAUUAUCAAAAAUUGCAUCUUAAUUCAGGACAAACAUUGUUACUGUGGUGGUAAUAAGAGAAGUUUGCAGUUGAAAACAAAUUUAAGAAAAUUGGGGAUUUUUUACUUUUACUGAGCUGAGAAUUUACCCAGCACAGCAACCAGGGUUCCCGCGGGGUCUUAAAAAGUCUUAAAUUUAAUAAUCGGAAUUUUAGGCCUUAAAAAGUCUUAAAAAGUGUUAAAUUUGAUUAAGCUAGGUCUUAAAAAUGAAUUGGAUUAGGAACCAACUUCACGAUAACUAAAUGUCCGCGUUGCAGAGUAAGCUGUAUGGUAAUCAGUUACCCCCCCAACAAUUCGUAUGGAUAUAAAUCAGCAUGGAACCAUCACUAACUUUGCAGCCCCCGGUGAGAACUUAUCGGAGAACACACAGUGUGUUGGUGAGGAUUGAUGUAAGGACUGCAUAUGAGGAACUUAUUCUUUUUUAGCCGGUUCUGAUUUCCAGCUCCGCUCCAGGUGUGUCCGCUAAAACACGGCUCAGACGACUUCUCUCAGUUAAUGUUCUUUAAUUUGGCAACAGCACAGUACAACAUAUGCAUAUGAAAGGCAGGCAGGAUAUGGGUGGGAAUACGUGUGGUUCUAUAUUAACAAAAUACAUCCUUAUCUAUCCGUAUAUACAUAUUAGCGAGGAACCCACCGAUAACGCUGCACUCGCGCUGACCGAGCAGCCCUAGAAGUGCAAGUUAACUAAUAAAGAACUCUGAAACUACUAAUAACACACA